Molecule: messenger RNA, 14730 nt
Organism: Pocillopora meandrina
Lineage: Eukaryota; Metazoa; Cnidaria; Anthozoa; Scleractinia; Pocilloporidae
Source: the annotation of a GenBank genome assembly
AAACAGUUGUGUUUAUAUUUUUUAGAUGAAGGAUGUGCGAAAUUGACGUAUGGGGAUCAAUCUUUUGACGGGCCAGUGGUCUACUCUCCAAUGAAUUGGUUUGAGACGCCGGCAGUUGUUAAACUUGAAUCAGGUAAUGAAUUUAUCAAAUAUGUACUUAGUUGUUGUCAUAUAUAUACAUACCUUCCCUCCGUAAAGAUUUGAUUGUCAUUAAUUGGUGUUGGUAUCGGUAAAAGCCAAACGGCUCAAAAGUAUUUUGAGCCGUUUGGCAAAUGCUUUUCACAUUUUGCGUUUUAAAUUUGAGAGUUUCGAAACAUAUUUGUUGGAUAUUCGCUUUGAUAGCUUUCGAUGUGCAGAUAAGUUGUUGACAUUAGUUAAAAAAUUUUCAUCUCGUAGAUGAAAAACAAAAUUGGUAAAAAAAGGUUAAUUUCUGUUUUCUCUCCAGUCUUGAGGCUUGUCGGGGAAAAAAGUCGAGUUUCUGUUUCUUGGAUUUUCGGGGAUCAUAUUAUUUCAGUAGGGUCAGUUGUCGUCAAUGAGUAUGGGGGGGGGGGGGGGGGUGACAAUAACCUUGACUUCCAAUUAAUUGGUAAUGAGGUGGGAUCGUAAGAAUGUUACAGAGCUUUGAGGGGGAAUCAGUUAAAAAUUUUAUCUUGAUACAACUAAAAAUCUUCCCACCGCAGACAAUAAAUAAUGACUGGUUCCUCAUGUCUACUAGACCAAUUAGAAUUAAAAUUUAGCAAAAACAAGUAAAAAUCAACACUUAUAUUCUCUUAGCAAAAACCAAUGCAACCUGAUCUACUUACAAAAUUAACUCGAUGCGCUGCCCUAACUACUUAUUUUGAACUCUCUCAUUAGCGUGUUCGGGCGAGGAAGCACUUGGGCUAGAGAGUGGUCUCAUUACUGAUCAGCAGAUUACCGCUUCAUCCUCAUGGGAUGCGGCACACGGACAACAGAACGCCCGACUAAACCACCAAGCCGCCCGAGGUAAAACAAGUGCCUGGUCAGCGCAAAGCAAUGAUCUCAAUCAGUGGCUUCAAAUCGAUUUCGGACGAAAUGUAAAAAUUACGAAGCUUGCGACUCAGGGACGUAAUGACUACGGCGACCAAAGGGUGAAAAGUUAUACUCUCGAUUACAGCGCGGAAGGCAGUAACGUUUUUCAGGCCUAUCAAGAGAAUGAAUCAGAUAAGGUGCAGUGGUUUCCUUUAUGUUGCAUCUUAUGUAGCGAGGGCUCUAAGGAGCUUUGGAAUUUUUAUGUAAUUUUUUAUUUAGUUUUAAUAAUGAGGGUCACAUUUCAUAAGACAUAUCGCCAUUUCGUGUCUGCUUAUCUCUAUUUUAAAUUUGUGUCUGUAUGUGUAACACAUCUGGCUUCCCAUUGAUUCUCAACCAUGUGUAAAUCUAUAAUAAAGUUCUGAUAUAGCGCGUGCUGUCAUUGGUUGAAAGAGCGUGCUCUAUGAGAGUAUAGAGCAUAGAGCUGAGCGAAAGCUGUCACGCCAUCUGUCAAAUUGUACUAUGUUCGACCUUUUCCGGGACUUCUUUUUAGCUUUUUUUCCGAUAAUUGAAAGUGAAAUUUCGGAACAAGCGAGCCGGCAAGUAGCAACAGAAGAACCAAACAAAGGUUUGUAAAUAUACCAGGAGUCGUAAUUUACGUUAUUAAAACGUGAGCAGAUAAGAAAAUCCUCCAAGGAAAAACGAAAUAGACAUUACGAGUUUUAAAGAUGUUCACGCUCAGUUAGAUUGCAAGCUUACGCACGGUAAUAAAAAUCAAACACAGCUAACACUCGUAGAGUAUGUAAAGUUAAGUGUUCAAAAAUAAAACAGAACAAAACAGAAAUGAUGAAAAAUAUAACCAAACUGGCAUAACUGUUAAAAAUUAAUACUAGUCAGGACGGUGUCUGAGCGAAUAUGAUCAUGCUGAAUUCCAUCGCGGCUCGCUCAUCAUGGCAAUCUCCGGUCAUCACAGUAAAGCAAGCCACAGAAACUACAUCGGCCACUCUUCGAGUGAAAAAAAAAGAGCAUGCUCUGAUAUCCUUUCCGAUGCGUUGAGCGGAAAGUCACAUCAAUCACUGCGGCCGAGUUUUGCGGUGCUGUCAUCCCGAGCGAUCUUCAUGUUCCAGUGAAUUCGGCUGUCGUUCACUAAAAAAAAACUCGCCUUGAACAGUUUGUUUUCUAUCUUGUCGUGUGAAAAAAUUCGCGUGUUUUUACGAGCCAUAAUUUGGCUGAAGUUCAUUGAACAUUUCACUUCAAGAUUCUGUAUUAGAGACUUAAAAACUUCAAGCGAAAGUGUUAAAUUCGACCUGCCGAACUAUUUAGUUUGUAAACUAUCGCAGAUUGUGAACAUUGAUGGUUUUUUAACUUUGAUGAUUUGACACUUUUGACAGCUUUUAUCUUGUACAGCCAAUCCGAUUAUUUGAACCAUUUUAACAGGGAUUCUGAUUGGCUUAUUGUAGCGUGCUUUAUGAGAGUAUAGAGCAUGCUGACGACACUGUUGUUCGCUUUGAAAAUAAAGUUUGUUUGGAAAAUCGAAAGUAAUGCUUGGGGAAUUUAACGGAUUCUUUAUUAUAAAACAAACAGAGAAGCCCCUAUACUUCUCUCGUGCUCUAGCCGCUUCCUAAGUGCUUUAUAACAGAACAGAGCACAGUCAAGGCUUCUAUAUUUGUUAAAUAGCUGAUGUUUUUCAUUCGAAUUGUUUAGCAAUUCCAAUUAGCGGUCUUUCCCCGCGCUUCUAGUCGUUCAUCGCAAGGUUAGCCAGUCUCUCUCCUCCCUAAAAACAGGUGUGAAUGGUUUUGAGAGCCGAAAUUUGAGGUUCUAUGGCACUGGAAUUGCCGUAAAACAUCACCAACGGUGGAUGCAUCGAUCUUUGUUGAAAUUCGCUAAGGCUUAAUUUUUUUUUUUUAGCCAGCGAUUGUCUUUGCAGAAGUAAUCUGGGUUCCUUGUGGAAUCACAUGAAUUGUUCAUUUUAUUUUCCAGGUUUUUAAUGGAAAUGCAGAUCAGAACACCGUGGUUACCCAUGUCUUGUUGCAACCAAUCACAGCUCGAUAUGUCCAAAUAAAACCAAAAUCAUGGAAUGAACAUAUUUCCAUGAGAGCCGAGUUUUACGGCUGUGUUCUCUCAGGUAAGAGACCGGUCAUUUAAGGGGGAGGGGGUAGGGGAGGGAAGCAGGUGGUUGUGUCAUUGUGUCAUAAUCAAAUUUACCUGAUUCCCCCUCUCCCCGAGGCUCUACAAUAUCGUUAUGAUCAUCUCUCGUUGGCAGUCUAUUUUCUGUAUUCCCCCAUUCAUUAUGUUGGCGACGAAUAAUCCCCCCUUCCUAUCCCUUAAAACCACGUAAUCCCCAAAUUACUCCGCACCCCUCCUCCCCAAGGUGAUUAUGGAUCCUUAAUAGAGAUAAGAUAAAACGAGGAAUUACUCCAUGGUACAUGGUUAUCAUCAAUCAUCUUAGACAGUACCUUGAUCAAUUUAUGCUUUUUUUUUAAUACCUCGAAACAAAUUACAGACCGUUAUCAAGUACUUGGUCGAAAUGUUCACAUGGAUUACGUUCAAGAGCAUCUUCGUACAAAGAGAGAGGUAACCUUUGGAGAGACCCAGGAGCGAGCCAAUAGAAUUGAGCUUGAAAUUCUAACUGAUACUGUAUAUGUUAAGGUAGGUAUUUUCACAGUUAACUUUGGAAAAGGGAAAUUUUUUUUUUCAGUGAUACCCAUCCGUUUGUUCCCAAGAACCUUUCGUACUCAUUCGAUUCGAAAUAAAUUCGGACGAUUCGUUUCCAGUUUGUUUCAAUUCGUAUCCGUCCAACAUUCAGUGGCGAUCAAAACCUAGGAGAUCUCAGGAACAGAUGUUGAUUGUUGCGCACGUCACGUUAGUAAAGAGACAAGCGGGUAAAACACAAACAAAGCUAUUUUUUGCAUACUUGUAAUCUUCUUAACGAUAACCACUAAAUUACUAUUACUGCCCAGCGCGAUGUAAGGGUGUCAUAUAAAAACUGGACACCCCACAAAUAAAACUUCUUCAACGCAGAUUAUAUUGCUACUGAUUGCAAUAUUUGACAUCAGAAACCCGCUAUACUUUCAGGUAAAGAGGAUUCAGAAACAUACUUAACAUAGAAAACGAACAUAAAUUAAUAUGGUUACGAAACGACAAAAGUAACUGGGUGCGAUUGGUCUUAGCAGGAUACAAAAUGUCCGUGGGUAGGAAAAAAGUGGUAACCGUUUCAAUCAGUAAUAUAGAACCCCUAUGUUUCCGAGACCUCUACGAAUAACAGUUGGAUGAAGAACAUAUUGUAGCAAUCGAGGCCAUUUAAUUGACCGUUGAGAUCGCUUUUUAUUAGCUUUGGUUUCUGACAUUCAAUCGAAAAAGCCUUUCCGUCUAGAAUGUCCAAUAGAACUCAAACAAAAACAAGGAACAGUAUUUUUACAAAUUAAACUACAUUGACGUGCCUCAGAGCGGUUUCGGUUUACAUGUAAGGAAUCACUCUGCUUAUCUCCCAUAGGGUCACGUAGAUCUGCGUGGUAUAAAAAGAUUGACAAUAUUGAGCCGAAAGGUGAUCUUUUCGAAGGACAGUCGAUUAGACCUUAGAGCUCCCAACUUAGUGCAAAAUUUUAACAAUCUGUCUCCUGGUUCCGAUGGAGAUGAUGGGGAGCAUGGAGUUCAUGGUCCAACAGGUGAGUAAAGGACUGCCGGAAAUUCAAGGCCAUGAUCUUCUGCCCUCUUUUUUAUGGCUUGUGUGGGUCAGGACCAAAUGUCAUUUGUGUGGGGGUUGUGAGGUACCAAAUCCCCGAGGUUUACUCUCUCGAAAUAGGCUAAUAGGGAUGUGCUGCUGGAUGGGAUCGCACUUUCACGACUCGAUUGACUUUAAUGGGGUUACUAUUUCAACAGAGUCACUAGAAUGGGAUCGCAAACUGUCGCGAUUUUGGAUUAUGCAAUGCAAUUUUUUUCUUUUUUUUUAUAUUUGUCUUUGAUAGUCACAGUCUACGCGAAAAUGAUUGCUGGCUAUGUAAAUAUUAUAACAAGUGGCGGAAAUGGAAAGCCGGGGCAAAAUGGCGCGAAUGGAAGAAAGGCAGCCGACAGCAUGCACAAGGUACAUGAUUCAGUAAUUGAUAUGCGUGAUAUAGAAAAAGUGAGGGAAAAGUCAUUAUUUAUCGCCUGGAGACGGAGGGAAGGGGGGGUGGGGUAAAUGGUAGGAGAGGGUGGAGGAUUUCGGGAACGAAGAGGGGUGAUAGUGGGACUAUAGAAAAUCGCCUGCAAAUUAACUGCCAAUCGGAGUGGGGGUUGGAGGGGGGGAGGGGGAUAAGAAUAGUAGAGAUUGUGGGGGAAUCAGGUAAAUUUUAUCGAGACAAAACCAACCCUUCCGGCCCUCACCCCUCUCCCCCACCCAUGCGAUGAAUAACGAUAGGUUCCCUAUUUAUGAUAAUUCGUCAGGCUACGAAAUUGUUAAUUUUGAAGAUCACUAUUGAUGAUUUAACGGAUAUUUACUCUAACAGCGGAGGUUUUGUGUCAAAAAACAAUCGGUACUUUUUGUAACUUUUCCAUUCAAACAGCAACCGGACAGGACAAACUCUGAUUGCAAAGCAGGUAAAACAUGGAAUGGCUGCACUAGUCACUUUGCGGGGAGACCAGGUAUAUCAGGCGGAAAUGGAGGAAACGGCGGAGAUGGUGGGAGAUCAGGUAAAGCUGAAACUUAUUUUAAAUUCCCACCAUAACAGAGUAAAUUAUUUUUUUUUCUUGAGUUUCCAAAGAUUAACCUACCUGUCCAAUAAUUGUCAAUAACGUUGCUAGCGUUACCGACAAUUUUUGGACAGUUAGGGUUUGUUCCUUUUCCGAGGCCGCAACCACGCGCAGUUGGGAGUAAGUUUCUAAAGAAAUUGUGGUGCUGCGUUAGUUUGGGGAUUAUCAAGAUAAUUUGGUGUUAUCAACUGAGUUGAUGGUGGAAAUUAGCCACCGCAAAGAAUUUCUAAAGCUGACGUUUCGAACGUUCGUCCUUUUCCAGAGGAAAUUAUGAACAGCUAGUGCUUGAAACGUUAGCUUUAGAAAAUCUUUACGGUGGCCAAUUUCCAUUUUCAACUCAGUCGAUACAAAGAGAAUAAUACAUGGCACGCGUGGAUAUAAAAUUUAUCUUCGAGUAUUCAACUCGAUAUAUAGCUCACGAGUGAGCGCAGCGAACGAGUGAGAUGUCGAGUUGAACACGAGAAGAGAAAUUCCAUAUCUACAAGCAACUAUGUAUUAUUUUGUUUAUCAAAGAAACACAAUAGUCCUUUACUGACAAGAAAAGUCAACUUUAUAUUAACGAAAAAACAUCGGAAAAAAAUCGUUAAUUGCGUUGGCGCUAAAGCUCGAGAUGAGAAAAUGCGUUGAAACACUUAAAAAAAAAAGAAAUGGGCGUAAUUUUUAAUACACAAAAUUAUCACUUAUUGACUCGGUCUUCCUACCGACAGCAGAAAUCUUUCAAGUAAACGGCCCAAAUCGGUGUGUGGAAAAUCUUCCAGUUGUAAACUUUCCUUCUUAGCCGCGAGAAAUGUCAUUACCAAGGCCACUGAAAACGUUACUUUUGAUUUUUCUUUCCGUAUUUUUUUCACGUGUGUUGUGCGGCUUUUCUUAGGGCUAGAAAUCCUUGUAUAACACCCUAGUUUAUAUGGUAAAACCAAAUCAUCCACAUAAAAAAUUGGUUCAGCAUCCGUAUGAUGAGAUGUGGUGAACACACCGGAGGUUUGGAAAGCACGAAAGAUGCGUAAGAAUUGGCUGCUCUUAGAGCAAUUGAUUCUAGCCUCUUAAGUACUCUCCAAUCUUCUCAAGUGCUUCAUAUCUAGAUUAACACACAGCUGAUACAUGAACUAAUUGUUCCAUUUCAUUUUCCAUGCAGCAGUGAAAUAUGUCUUAUAUGGUAAUUCCCCUGCCAUGCACACAUUUUACUGUGCCCCGUUCACAAUGGAAACCUGAGGCACUCGUGCUGUUGACUUUGAUUUCUUGUCCACGAACUGACUGUUAUAAACAGUAGUAAUCACCAUUUAAAUGCACUGCAUUUACUUAUGUCCCUCACCUGUUUAUUUAUUCAUUAAACUUAACAGGAAAUGGUGGUCAUGCAGGCCAUCAAACUCUUCAUGCCUUGACAGUGAAAGGGAAAAUCGAAUUAACUUCUUGUCGUGGGACUGGAGGGCAGCCGGCAAUAAACGGAUUAGGAGGAGCCGGUGAGGACUCAGAAAUUCUUCAUUGAUUAAAUUUUGCUCAAGGAUACAAUUAUCUACCAACCUUUUUUUUCUUUCUUUUUUUUUUUUCCUAUCACUAUGAUAGAAUAAAUAUCAUUGGUCUGAGGAAACACCACAAAUAAACCUAUAUCCCGAUUCUUUGGAAGGCAGUGAAACAUUUUGCUACCAAUACUUCAUCGGAUCAGGAAGAAGCUUGGCUUACAACAUGAGUUCAUUAAGAAAGGUUAAAAACGCUACGACGACGCGAAAACUAAGUUAAGCAAAAACGAAAACCACGAAAAAAGGCAAUUAAAUAUUUGUAAUUCUGGCGCCGACAAGUUGUCAUUGUAAUUGUCGCAUGACGUAUGCGACUUGGUGUCACUCUUUGUCGAUAACUCCAAAUAAAAGGGUAACGUAACUAAUAGACACCGCCUUCGUUUUUCUAUGGCACUAUAAUUAGCUUUUACAACAAUCAAUUUUUUAACCAGCGGAAUACAAUCAAGAGAAGGUAUGAUCCUCAAAAAUUAGCUGCAAUCAGUCAGAAGGGUGAGAAAUUCAAGUGCAUGUUGGGAGAGGGGCAAAGUUUAGAGGAUUCUCUAUUCCCGCAAAGGAAUCUGAUGAGGCUGGAUUGAAAGUGGAUUGAUGAUCUACUGAAAGAUGGGCAGAUCAACAUGCAGAAGCAUCAACAGAGCAACGAACAGUUUGAUCAAUUAAAAGAAAUUGUUGUUUUCAGGUGGUUUAGGUGGACGUGGUGGCCGCGGGAUAAACUGUAGGAAGAAGGAGAGAUGUGGCGGAUUCAAAAUAUAUACCUGUAGCCAUUGGUGUGAAUCAUCCGGACAAACUGGCGAGGCCGCUCGCGGAGCAACUGGAAGAAGCGGAAGCAACGGAAAAGGUUUUUUAUUUGUUUAUUUUUUUAUUCUUUAAUUGAAUUUAAGACGGUCUUACACUUCCUUAAAAUGGAUUAAGGUUCCCAGGUUACGGCUCCCUUCCCCUUUCCAGCUUGAAAAUCUUGGAAAAUCAGAAUAAAGUCUCGUACGGAAUGUGUUUGCUAGGAACGAGAAGGGAAGGGAGAGAGCACUUUGCUGGUCUUUUUUCAAAGAAUUCUGUCAAUUAUUUUAACACGUGAGAGAAGAGUGGAACGCUGUUUCAAGCUUAAGCGUUCCCCUUCUUCCCAAUGUAAACUUAUGGUGUUAACUCGGGAAAUAAAACUGAAAUGAAAUCUCUUCAGGUCUUGUGUUCAACAUCACUGCAAUGGGAAGGGAAUGGGAAGGAAGGUUCCUUCCAAACAUAGUAAUUUGUUGGGCAAUGCUAGAACACUAGCUUCUGUCUAAAGUUUAUGCUUCAAAUGCAUAUUUAACAACUUUCAAUUUUGUUACGAUUUUACUUUUAAGAACUCGUAGCAAAAGGCUCCAAUGGUCAGGUGGAAAGUUCUUAUCUUCAGAAAUUUAGUUUGGGUCCCGAGCAAUUGAAAAAGUAUCCUCUGCAGUUGAUAAAGAUGAUGACAAGAUAUGGUGAAGAACUUCUCUGGGCCAACGAUGUUAAAAAAAGCGACGCUGUGUUCAAGUUUGUUGUAAACUUGUCAAAUGGCAAUCCCGAAGCGUCUGAAUUGAGGAAAGGUUCGGCAUUUUCGAAUAUAUUUUCGUUUAAUGUACUACAUUAAGAGAAACUACAGAAAAGAAAUUUGCUGAUAACUCUCUUUUCGAAAGACAUGAUCCCAGCCCGGCAAUAAAUACUUAUAUUUCACAUAUAGAUUCCAUGUUGCCUUACGUUUGUACAGUAAUAUAAAACGGAUGACCUUAAAAUGUGGUAAGAACAAAAAAGUAGGACUGGAGGCACAGCCUGAAAAAGGUGAAUAGUUAUCAGAAAAUCUAAGGAAGUAAUCUGCGUAGAAGAUGAUAUGUAAGUCUUCCAUUGCGAGUUUGAAGCGGCACACAAGCAGUUAUUAAUUCCCUUGAUUAUCAUUUGUUUUGAAUAUUUCUUAGUGGCAAAGAGAAGACUGGCUUUUAUGAACAAAGUAGGAUAUGACAGAUUUGGAAAGAACCAGCUGUUCGCACCUAUUAUCAAAUGGGAGGCCCUCAAGAAACAGGUCGAAGUAAUCAAAGAUCGUGCAGAAACGUUUGAGAAAGCUUACAAUGCUAUCAAAGAAUCGAUUAAACGGCAGGAUGACGUAAAGACAAUAGUAAAAGCACUACCACGGACUACCAGACUUCAAGUUGUAAAGCAAAAAAACAGACUGGAAGAGGCCAGACGAGUAGCAGUGAGCGAAAAGGGAGCAUAUGUGUUGGUAAGUGUCGAAACCUCCAUGUCGAAUAUAUACCGAUCUCCUAGCGAGAGGGUACCAACCUGUGAAACUGAGAUCUCUAACUGGUCUUCCCUCUUACAUUUUUCUAAGAUGAAUAAUGCUAUACCUGCGAUCUUCACUUGAAACACUCUGAAUCAAAAUACUUUCGAAAGCGAAUGUUGUCAACGUCGGCAUUGCGUACGGCGUCCUUUCCUUCUCUAAAACUUUUAUUUCAAAGGGAAACAACUAACGAACAGGUAUUCUGAUCUAACCAGAUGCCUCGACUCUACACGUGGGAGUAUAGCUUCGAAAUAAGGUGGAGCUUAGUUCUUUAGCCUUUUGUUGGAAAAUCAAAGGCCUUACGGAAAACGCGCUGGUCGGGCGGCGAGGUCUGGGUUCAAGACAAAGCUGGUCAAUGUUGAUGAAAACAUUUCAUUUUAAAAGUACUUCUCUCCACCAAAUAGCACCAGUGAAGUAUUAGCGAUGAUGAAGGGUAACCUGCAAUGACGUAGCAUCCAGUUCAUUGGGCGUGGCAUUACCCCUAGUUGCUUCAUGCCUCGCAGUCCCGGAUAAACUCCUGCUAACCUACUUGAACUUCCUUGGUUUACUUCAAUCUUUUACAAAUUAAUAAAUAAAGGGGUUAAGUUUCAAAAGAAACUGUGGCGCUGUGUCGGUGGGACAGUAUAACAGGAUAAUUAAGGGUUAAUAAUGUAAAUUGGUCAUCGUAAAGAGUUUUAAAGAUAAACAAUUUAACUCCAUUCUCUCUCGUCAUGAAAUUAUACCAGUUUAUCUUAACUUUAUGAAAUGUUAUAAGUUGCAGUAUUGUGAAGGCUGUUUUCGCGAUACUGACAAGAGCGAAUACGAAAUAAGCUCUUUUUUCGGUUGGGGAAAUAAUGAAUACACAAAUAAAAAUACGCAAAUACGCAGGGGAACCAAGCCGUGGAGAUGUGAUUGCUUUUCAACGACGUUUUUUCUGAAAAAUAACGUAAACAACGAUAAGCGACUGAAAAUAAUACUUAAUUUGUAUUAGUUUAAUUGUUCUUGCACUAAUGUUGUAAUUUUUUGUCUCCUCUUCGUUGCACUAGGCUAUUGGUGAGCUGGAGGCAAGCAUGAAGAGUAAUCUGCUGGAAGCAAAAGCGAUGCUUCCAGACGUGUACGAAAAAGCAAAGUUUAACAGCGACGACUUAUUUGUCAUUCUUGAGGGAAUAACAGGAUUCUUUAGUGGUGCAAUGGGAAAAGAUCCUUUUGCCGCCCUUGGAUCAGCCCUCGGGGUUAUUGGGCAUUUUGCUGGCAAAUGUGACCUUGGCAAACUUCAGGGUAAUUUAGAUAAAGUAGAAAAAUGGUUGAAAUUUGGAAAGGACUAUGCUGCCCUGAAAGACUCAAGUGAAUUGGAUUUUGACAAAAUGGAUGUGGCUGCUGUACCUGAAGUAAUGCAGGUAAACAUGGAUAUGCUGCAUCUCCAAUAUCUAAUGUUUGUGUUUCUUAAUAGCUUGUUGUUUGGUUGUUUGUUUGUUUAUGUACUGAUUUAAUCGUUGAGUUUUAUUUGCUUUGUCUUUCUUUUUACCCUUUUGCCUGUUUUGUUUUCUGUUUGUCUCUCGGACUCUGUGUGUGUGUGUUUGUCUGUGCGCCUCUUUCUUCGACCCUAGCUUUAUUGCUGUUUCCCAAGUUAUAUCCGGCUCAUGACAUUUUUUUUUUUACCUUCUUAUAAAAAGGCUAAUCUGGAAAUGAACAAAGAGGGACUUGCAGCGGACCUUGUUUGCCUGCUGGAUGAGAGGUCAAAACCCCGAAACUCGGCAAAGUUUCAAGAACAGAUCGAACGAUUUUUUAUCGCUGGUGCAGCAAGAAUCGAUCUCAUAGCAAAGGUCAUGGACUUGGAUAACGAAAUCGGUGGACAUAACUUUGACAUUCUGAACUUAGAAGAGACAGCAAAUGAAAUCGAAAGCCUUCGUAGCUCUGGUGGUAAGGAUCUUUGUGAUUAUACAUCGCGUCCAUGCUACCUCUUUUUAUAACAAUGAUAUCUGCGGCUAUGAUCGCACGCAUGGUCGUGCACAUGCAGAAGGACAUGUUUGGCCAUACGUUCUGGCCAAAAUGUCCCAUCAAGUUAAGCUUGAAGGCCACGUCGCUUCACGCUUUCCCUGUUGAUGAUCCUCUCUCCUUAAAUAAGCAGGAAAACGAAUAUUAAACGUGACAGGUUCGUUUUCCAGAUUCAUCCAACUUACAACCGCUGUUUUUAAUAAUUUCUGUUUAAUUAGCAAGAUGGUGCAUUUGUAUUUUACAAAAAGCAAAGGCCUAAUAAUAGUAUUUUUUCUUUUCAGAUUCUCCCAUCGCUGAAAGCACACAGCAGAUGUUUCUGGAUGGUUUACUUACUUCCUAUCAGCAUAUAGAAACAGGAUUUGCCCAACAAUUGUACCAGUUGUACAAAGGUUUCGAGUUUCGCUCUCUAUGGGUUGUUCAGGAAAAAUUAGCAGAAUUCGAACGGCGAGCGGUGUUAGCCGCGCAGGGAACAGGAAAUCUCAAAGGCGUUUUAGAGCUUACAAAAGCACUUCAAGAAAUCGAUAAUAUCGAAAAUAAGGGACAGCGAUGCUUCACAAAAUUUCGCCACACAGUCACCACGCAUAAAUGGACAUUUGACAGUGCUAAAGACAACGUGGUAUGUGGAGUAUUUCUUUUAUCUUUGUUACAGUAAAAGAUUUGUUGUUUUUUUGCAGUUGUUAAUGUUGCUGUUGAUGCUUUUUGAACUGUUUCCUUGUUUUCCCUUUUGUUUUUUUUUUUACUUUUCCGUUCGGUAGUUCAUUCGGUUAUUGGUUGUUUAGCCCCUUCGGAUUCAGUCAAAACCUCGUUAAAAACAAAUUUCAUUUCCUUUAUUCGACUUUUUAAUUUUUAAUUUUGUCUUUCUGAGAAAACUUUGCCAGCUCUCUUUUUGGCUUGCUAUCUUUUUUCGAUUGUUGCUGUGGUAGAUAUUUAUAUGCUAGUUCAGUCAUUUCUAUUGAAGCAAUCUCUGCAUUAAAUGUCAUCUUUGAGAGCUAUAAAACUGUUUAUUUAUAGUUUCUUCUUCGUUUAUUGUAGAUGUUCGACGAACUUCAAAAGGGCACAACGAGGUUUUCAUUGAAAAUUUCAGAUAGCUGCGAUCUCUGUUAUAACAUCCGCCUUUUGAAGGUAAUAACUAGGCUCAAAUAAAUUUUGCUAACAUAUCUCUGGCCAUAAUGUCAUAAUAAUAAUUAUAUACAGUUUAUAAUCUCUUCAGUAACACACAUGGCUCUCAAACAAUCCUAAAUUUAGUUAUUAAAUGGAGCAUAAUGAAAAAACAUAAGCAUAGUUUUGGGCAUGAUUCUCUCCUUUCAGGGGUGACUCUCAAAAGCUUAAUGGCGAAUUGUGAGCAAACUGUUCUUAUGGUAUUUCAAAGUUGUUAUUCUCGUAACGACUCUGUUAUACUCCAUUCAGACCAGGAAAAUAUAGUUAGUUUAGCCGUGUUAAACUGUAUUUAUAACUGAAUGAUAAUAGUUUAUUUGGUCAGAAACACGCAUUUUCAGUGCACUUGAUUUGAAGUCGGCAAACAUCGGUUUAAGGAACUCUUAAUGAAAAACAGUGUAAAGCCGUGAUUUAACAAAACAAAAUUUUAAAACAUGUUGAAGCCUUGGUGCGAAUGGAAAAUUUGAAAAGAUAACGUUCAGUCUAAGUUUUCUAACUGUCUGUAAGAAUUAAGUUAUGUUCACACUAAUCUGUAUGAUUUUUUGCUUUGUUUUGUUUUCUGUUUUCGUCUUCUCUUUUUCAGAUGUACGUUGAGCUAGAAGGUGACAAAUCUCAAAGCGGUGAUUACCCAUCGAGUGUUUAUCUUAAAUUAAGACAUCUCAGUGGCUCUUACUUUAGAGAUGGCAACGGGAAUGUCAGGGAAUUCCGGCAGCCUUUAGGAUCAUGGCGGACAUUAGAAUUCGACCGAUUUGCAAUCACUAAUACCAAAGGAUGCAACAAAGAAAAAGCAAAAGGAAACAGUGAGUAAUGAUAAGGCUAACAUCACAUUGUAUUUCACGAAAGCCCUUCUUCCAGGCGUCACGCAACGCUAUCAUCAAGGCGUGACAUCCUACAGAACGGAGAUUAGACUCUGACCAAACCAAUACGUUCUCGCGCUUCGACGCAUUCUUUUGGUAAACGGUGAUGAAAACGGAGCGUGGAGCGUUUUGAAAAAACGCCUCUAUUAUAACCUAGAUAAGUCUGUGCAUAGUAGAGAUCCGGUUUCAAAUUAUUUGUAAAAUAUUUUUUCCCCAAAUUUUCAGAGGAUUCUCUCUUCUGUAUGGGCAAGGACGAUAACCGCUUUCAACCGAUGUGCUGCCAUUAUCUCAGCGGUUCCCCGUGUGAUGACACACUCCUUGGAGCAGAAGAAUGCCGGAGUCCAUUUGGAACCUACGAAAUGACCAUGCCGAUUGACAGCAAAACUCCCUGUACAGCCAGUGGCUCACGCAUAACACACGAAAACUGCAAGGAAUUUGAUGUAAGCUUAAGUUAUUAGAUUUGACUGAGAAGUUUUUGGGCAUCCGAAAGUAAAGACAAUCCCCAAGUGCUUCAGGCUUGCAAUUUUCCACAAGCGUUAAUUCACCAUUGCAGAGAAAAACUAAUAUUUUAAUGUCAAAUUUCGCGUUUUACUUGUCUAAAUUAAAGUACUUUUCAGCUGUAAAAAAAGGUUCUUCCUUCAUAUGCAUUUUGCCUAUUUUUAUUGGAUUUUUUCCGAUCCGUUUUUUAAAAGCAAUUAGAUGUGACUAAAGCCAAGAGAAUAUUUUGUCUGAUGCUUAGGAAGGAAAUUGGAGCAAACAGUGGCAUUGUAAAACUUCGUAGAUGCCAUGUAAUUAGGAAACAAUCUUUUUUUCAGCCUUAUCCUUUAUCCUCCAUUUUCAAACAAAUAAUUGUUAAUUUUUCCCGGAAUGAGAUUGGAGUACUGGCUACCUGUCAUAGCCACAAGGGUCAUAAAUUAAAGCCGUGUACCAAAUUAUGUCAAAAUCGAAUGUGAUCGCGCAUGCAGUCCAAACGUUAAACGGAUAAAAUGAACGAAAAGAUAACUGAUGCCAAAAAUAUUUAAGGGUUGCGAUUUAUCUAACUGUUUCCUCUGUUAAACAUCAGCGUUCAGUGUUCACAAAAAUGAACGUGUGGAUUCAGUAUCUGUACUGGACUGGUGAGUACCCAACAGGUCCAGACGACCUAAGAUGCAGCAAGUUUCAGGACCCAGACUCCGAGGCUGAGCAUGUUCCCAUAACCUUUAACCAUGAAGCGUCAGGUGAUAUUGAAUCAUAA